This is a messenger RNA of Melanotaenia boesemani (Boeseman's rainbowfish), 2229 nucleotides long. Its product is annotated as methyltransferase-like protein 24. Bases 221 to 1342 code for a protein of 373 amino acids. The record is from RefSeq and is a predicted model, not a curated record. NCBI's taxonomy places the organism in Eukaryota, Metazoa, Chordata, Actinopteri, Atheriniformes, Melanotaeniidae. The transcript is spliced from 5 exons.
GCAGUUUGUCCCAAAAAGGCCACCGCUGACCGAGGAAUGCGCUUCGUCAUCACAACUUUCCCCUGGGGGCAACCAGGAGGAGGAGGAGGUCGAGGAGACAGGAGGAGGACUCAGCUGGGACUUUCCUCACUGCCCUAGAGAGGAGAAGGAGGAGGGGGGUAGCUGGACUACAGGGCCAAGAGUCGGAGAUGUUCCACGGAGCCGCCGCCACAGAGAAGUUAUGCGGGGCCUCGGUGGUUUCUCCCUCCGCUCGGGAAUCCUGCUGUUAUUAAUCCCACCGGUGCUCAUCACUCUUCAGCUUCUUGUCGUCGGCUCGCGGAUACCUGGAGCCGCGCGCUUGUGGGUGGGGGUCGGGGUGGAGGAGCGGGACGGAGCGGUCGUGUUUUCCGUUAUAAGCAUAGAACCGGAGGGGGGCUUGAGCCAACCGGGAACCCAGUCCAGGCGACCUGGUGUGGAGGAAGAGGUGGACUAUGGGGAAAUGAAAGCGAUUGAACGACCUUAUGAGGAUGAGAACGAAAUGCACGAGCGCCAGGUGGGACCCAGAGCGGUUGAGAUGCAAGAGUGGGCGGCAAACAAGCCAUCCUUCACAGCAGAACUCAGGCGUAUCAUCAUGUACAUCACAAAGCUGCAGCUGAACUGCUCCAGGAUCUUAUCUCCAGGGCUGACUCGGGCAACACAGCCCCCUGUGGCUUCAGCUCACUGGCAGCUGUGUGCUGAGGACUGGCUCUUUCCAGCUGCACAUGGACCAUGUGUUGCAUAUUCCUUCAGUAUGGAUGGAGGAGAUGCAGACUUUUUGAAGACUGUGUCAAAGCUGGGAUGUGAAGUCCACAGUUUUGAUCCCAGCAACUCAAAUGCAUCUGGUGGUCACCUUAGCAACAGUUUGACCAGUAACCAUGACAACAGCGGCGGUGUCAUCCAGCACAAGAUGUGGCUAGAGUGGAGAACUCCAAGGAGAAUCAGGCACAAGACAAGAGGCAACCUGGGUAGUGUUUCUCAAACACUGGCAAAUAUUAUGGCAGCUUUGGGACAUCGCACUGUCCACUUCUUGUAUGCUGACCUCUUUAGCGCUGAGUGGCGAAUUUUCCAGAACUGGAUUGAGGAAGGAAUUCUUGAAAACAUCCAUCAUUUGGUUGCUACUGUGCACUUGCAGUGGGCAGGGUUUGAGGUGGGAGGAACAGAUGAAGAAGUGCUUCGCUUUUGGUUCAGUGUCCUUCGGGGUCUUCAAGCCUCUGGACUCAUGCUGGUUCACAGCUCUGCAGGAGAGGGUCACAGUGUCCUGAAACAAACAGUAGAAAAUGCUCACAGUUCCUACACACUCAGCUGGGCCAACACACGACGCUGACAGGCACUCCUGAACACGGACAUUAUGCUGUCCUGAUGUGGAUGGCAUAUAAUAAGAAUGAGAAGGUUAAGACUUGAAACAGAUUAAGUUCUUUACCUUACAGUUUUUCAUAUUACAUCUCUCUCUAGUGGACAUUAAAUGAUCUGCAUUUUAUAAUUCAACCUUCAGAAGUAAAUACUGUCCUGUUCAUUCAUACAGUGAUACAGGAUGGUUUCAAGGUACAGAAGGAAAUCUUGCUUAUUUAACUGGGUAGAAGCACAAUAUAUAAUAAUGAAAUAGACAGAUUAUUCUUUUAAACAAUAGAUGCACUCUUCAUAAAUAUCAUCUAAUGCUGGAUUACAUUUUUUAUUAUUCAUUUUACUGAACAAAGGUGUGUUAUCUUUUUAAUGACAUGAAUCUUGAGUCAGCUGUAAUUUGAAUGUAGACUCAAAAAAGUAUUGAAUGUAUUUGUUUGUUUCCAUAAGACUGAAUGACUUUUUGGGGCAAUAAAUCUUCAUAUUGAAGAGCCUAAAAUUCUAUUAGGUCUGACUUGACUGUACUUACUGUAAAAUAAAUAACAUUUUUAUGCUUUACAAUCAGGCAUCUGGAACAUCUGUUGCAUUACCGGGGACGAAAAUGUUGAAAACAUGUUUAAAAUGUACCACAAUGCCACAAAAAAUACCAGAUGUGAAAUUAAAGUCCAGUGAGAAUCCCGAUCAUCCUGAUUGUUGCAUCAUAAUACCUUUGGUCAAAUCUUUCUUUGUUUGGUAACAGUAAUUACAGUCACAUCCAAAAGUAUGUUGACACUGUUUACAUUUUUAAAAGGUUAGCCAUGUACACCACCGAAGUGCAUUAAUAUGUGACUGAAUUUUCUACUUUAAUUCAAGGUGCUAAAUAAAAAAGAUUAU